This is a messenger RNA of Wallemia mellicola CBS 633.66, 2318 nucleotides long. RefSeq names its product threonyl-tRNA synthetase. Gene Ontology annotation, cellular component: cytoplasm. Gene Ontology annotation, molecular function: threonine-tRNA ligase activity; ATP binding. Gene Ontology annotation, biological process: threonyl-tRNA aminoacylation. The coding region runs from base 94 to 2274 and encodes 726 amino acids. The transcript has 3 exons. NCBI's taxonomy places the organism in Eukaryota, Fungi, Basidiomycota, Wallemiomycetes, Wallemiales, Wallemiaceae. The record is from RefSeq and is a predicted model, not a curated record.
AAAAUUCUGAUACGCACGUCGUUGCAAGCAGCGAGAGUAAGACGAGCAUUUCCAAUACCACGUAUAAGGUUUAUAAGGACUACUCCAUUGAAUAUGAAUCACCCAGAGCAAACGAACAACGCACCAGUAAAGCAGCAGCAACCUAAGAAGGAAAAGAAGGAUAAGAAAGCUGCUAAUGCUAACAAACAACCAGUCGAGAUGACACCACCACCUGCAUACUUACAGGAACGUCUCGAGAUUUGGGACAAGUUGAAGGCAGCUGCAGACGCUGAAUUAGCAGCUAAGCCAAGACAGCCAAUCACUAUUACACUCCCAGAUGGCAAGCAACAGCAAGGAACUUCCUACGAGACUACACCAAUGGAAAUCGUCAAAUCAAUCGCAUCUUCUCUCGCUGAUAGAACCGUCAUUUCAAAAGUUAACGGUAACUUGUGGGAUUUAGAAAGACCAUUUGAGGAAGAUAGCAAAGUUGAGUUCUUGGAUUUCAACACAGAGGAAGGUCAACAAGUUUUCUGGCACUCUUCAGCUCACGUUUUAGGUGAAGCUUGUGAAAGACACUACGGAAGUCACUUAGCUGUUGGUCCACCAACUGACGAUGGUUUCUUCUACGAAAUGGCCAUCGAAGAUCGUAUGGUUUAUGCAGACGAUUAUUCACCACUCGAACAAAUCGCAAACAGCGCAAUCAAAGACAAGCAGCCAUUCGAGAGACUUAUGGUAUCAAAGGAGAAAUUAUUAGAAUUGUUCGCUUACAAUAAAUACAAGCAACACAUUAUUUCAUCAAAGAUUCCUGAUGGAACUUCAACAACUAUCUACAGAUGUGGUCCUAUGAUUGAUUUGUGUAGAGGUCCACACAUUCCACACACAGGUAAAAUCAAGGCUUUCUCUGUAAACAAGCACUCUGCAUCAUACUUCCUUGGUGACGCCAAGAACGACUCCUUGCAGCGUGUUUACGGUAUUUCCUUCCCGGAUAAGAAGCAAAUGGUAGAGUACAAGCACUUCGUCGCGGAAGCCGCCAAGCGGGAUCACAGAAAGAUAGGAAGAGAACAAGAACUUUUCUUUUUCCACGAGCUUUCACCAGGUAGUUGCUUCUUCUUACCAAACGGUACUAGAAUUUACAACACCCUCCUCGAAUUCUUGAAGAAGGAAUACCACGCUCGUGGCUACCAAGAGGUCAUCACACCAAACAUGUACAACACAAAAUUAUGGGAAACCUCCGGUCACUGGCAGAACUACGCAGAGAACAUGUUCUCUAUGGACAUUGAAAAGGAAAAAUUCGCUUUGAAACCAAUGAAUUGUCCAGGUCACUGUUUGUUGUUCGACAUGCGCGAUCGCUCUUACAAGGAAUUACCAUUUAGAGUGGCUGACUUCGGUGUACUCCACCGUAACGAAGCCUCUGGUGCUUUAACAGGUUUAACCAGAGUAAGAAGAUUCCAACAAGAUGAUGCUCACAUCUUCUGUCGCAAAGACCAAAUUGAGGAUGAAAUCUCUGAUUUGUUCGACUUCCUCGAGAAGGUUUACGGUAUCUGUGGUUUCAACUUCAAGUUGAAGCUCUCCACUAGACCUGAGAAAUUCCUCGGUAAGAUCGAAGAUUGGGACAAAGCGGAGAAGAACCUCCAGAACGCACUCGACAAGUUCAUGCCAGGAAAGUGGGAGCUUAACCCAGGCGAUGGUGCCUUCUACGGUCCAAAGAUCGAUAUUACUAUCAGCGACGCCCUUAGACGUAAUCACCAGUGUGCCACCAUUCAACUUGACUUCCAACUCCCUGAGAGAUUCAAGUUGAGAUACCGCACUGGUAAUGACGAAGAUUACAUCAAGCACGAGGAUGGAUCUAUCGAGAAGGGCUUCGACAGACCGGUUAUCAUUCACAGAGCUAUCUUAGGUUCCCUUGAGCGUUUCAUCGCCAUCGUUACAGAACACUUCGGUGGUAAAUGGCCAUUCUGGUUGUCUCCUAGACAAGUCAUUAUCAUUCCAGUCGCCCACAAGUACGAUGAAUACGCAAACUCACUCCAAAAGCAACUCUGGGAUAAUGGCAUUAUUGCAGAAGUCGAUGCUGGUGAGAACACCCUUCCAAAGAAGAUUAGAAAUGCCGAGAUUGGUCAGCACAACUUCAUCUUCGUCGUUGGUCAAGAGGAGGUCGACGGUAGCUCCGUCAACGUUCGUAACCGUGACGACGCGGGCUCAAAAGCCAAGACUCCUACCGUCCCAUUCAGCGAUGUCCUUGCCCAAAUGAUUCGCUUGAGGGAUGAAAAGAGAUUAGAAAACAAACUGGUUGCUUAAACCAUAAGACUAUAGUAUUUUUAUAAAUUUUCUCAUUCAUGCAC